Molecule: messenger RNA, 664 nt
Organism: Centruroides sculpturatus (bark scorpion)
Lineage: Eukaryota; Metazoa; Arthropoda; Arachnida; Scorpiones; Buthidae
Product: clavesin-2-like
Exons: 4
Coding region: 96-599 (167 amino acids)
Cellular component (GO): membrane
Molecular function (GO): phosphatidylinositol bisphosphate binding
Source: RefSeq, a predicted model, not a curated record
GCUCUAGUUUUUUUCAGUUGUAAACAACUAUAUUUUACUUUCGUCCAUUAUUAAAAUUUUCUACGUAUUACGAGAAAUAAUACGGAUAAAUUACUAUGGAUACGCCAGAUGAAACGAAAGCUCAACGAAAACCUGAUUACAGUUGGGAUGAAGAAACGUUAGAGGAAUUUCGAAAAGAUGUUCUGAAGGAAAACGAUUUCAAAUGUAAAACGGAUGACAUAUUCCUUCUGAGUUUCUUACGAGCAAGAAAAUUCAACAGAGAAAGAGCAUUGACAUUGCUCAAGAACUAUUAUUUGACAAGGAAGAAGUAUCCCGUUCUUUACAAAAAUCUUAAGCCUUCAGCUUUAGAAGAAAGCUUACGUCAGAACGCGUUAUCAUGUGUAAAAACUGAAAAUGAUACGGUAAUAACAUUAUUUAGUUUCGGUCAUUGGGAUGCUACUAAAGUGGGAAUAGUGGAUAUGUUAAGAGCCGUGUUGUUAUCCGCUGACUUUGAACUGAAUAAUCAUCCUAUACAAGUAAAUGGAUACUAUGUUUUAUUUGACGCAAGGAUAUAUCGUGGAGACAUAUUAUUCAGUACACUCCAAGAAAUAUUCAAUUAGUGGUUAUGAGCAUGAUGAAAUGCAUUCCUAUCCGCUACAAUGGAAUUUACGUAGACAACAGUAAC